AUGGGCAAUUGCAUGGAGACAUACACUGUAAGCCCGAGGCAACAAGAUAUAUGGGAGGAGCAGCAAAAAGAAGAAAGUGGAACAUGCAAUGGAUUUGCAAAGAUUGAUGAUAAUGAAGGGAAGAAUGGUCUAAGGAUGAAAAUAGUGUUGACAAAAGAGGAGCUCAAAUGGUUGAUACUUCAACUCAAUGAGAAAGGAGGAAUGGGAGUGGAACAAGUGCUUAAAGGGAUAGAAAGAAGCAGAGAAAAGGUUGAGGUUGAGGGUUGGAAGCCUUCUCUAGAGAGUAUCUUGGAGGCUCCUGAAACGCUUGAGAUGGAUAGAUCAUUUUCUUAG
Messenger RNA from Abrus precatorius (Indian licorice), 333 nucleotides. RefSeq lists its product as uncharacterized. NCBI's taxonomy places the organism in Eukaryota, Viridiplantae, Streptophyta, Magnoliopsida, Fabales, Fabaceae. The coding region runs from base 1 to 333 and encodes 110 amino acids. The transcript has a single exon. The record is from RefSeq and is a predicted model, not a curated record.